CCCGCCAGCCCCGCGGCGCGGAUCUCCUCCGGCGGAUCCACCCACCUCCGCUAUGAUGGCUGAAGAGCACACGGACCUCGACCUCGAAGCCCAGAUCGUCAAGGACAUUCACUGCAAAGAGAUCGACUUGGUGAACCGAGACCCCAAGAACAUUAACGAGGACAUAGUCAAGGUGGAUUUUGAAGACGUGAUUGCCGAGCCUGUGGGCACCUACAGCUUCGACAGCGUGUGGAAGGUGAGCUACACCACCUUCACCGUCUCCAAGUACUGGUGCUACCGCCUGCUGUCCACGCUGCUGGGCGUGCCGCUCGCCCUGCUCUGGGGCUUUCUGUUCGCCUGCAUCUCCUUCUGCCACAUCUGGGCGGUGGUGCCCUGCAUCAAGAGCUACCUGAUCGAGAUCCAGUGCAUCAGCCACAUCUACUCCCUCUGCAUCCGCACCUUCUGCAACCCGCUCUUCGCCGCCUUGGGCCAGGUCUGCAGCAGCAUCAAGGUGUUGCUGCGGAAGGAAGUCUGAAGCCAGGUGGGGUGAUGGGGGUGGCGGGGCAGGGGGAGGCAGGCUACCUGGCCCCAUGGGACUGCUCCACGGUACUGCUCUGCUAGGGCAUGCUUUCUCUUUAGGGACUGCACACAGUUUAGGGGAGCCAGGAAGAAAAGGCAGCCCAGCCACACAGAAGCACAAGGGUCCCUCCCUCUGCCCCUUCCCCUCUACGAUGCCCCCUGUGACCCGGGGCCAAGGGAAGAUCAUUUGCUAAGAGGGCAGCUACUGCAAGUCUUUGCAUUCACUGGUACUGUACCGGCAGAAAGCCGGGGUCAGCCUGUCCACGCACACCCAGGAAAGCACCCAGGGACUGUUGGUGUUAGGAGGGUGGC
Loxodonta africana (African savanna elephant) is the source of this 870-nucleotide messenger RNA. RefSeq names its product caveolin 3 (gene CAV3). The coding region runs from base 53 to 514 and encodes 153 amino acids. Lineage: Eukaryota; Metazoa; Chordata; Mammalia; Proboscidea; Elephantidae. The transcript is spliced from 2 exons. Gene Ontology annotation, biological process: caveola assembly; cell differentiation; regulation of membrane depolarization during cardiac muscle cell action potential. Gene Ontology annotation, molecular function: molecular adaptor activity; connexin binding; transmembrane transporter binding. Gene Ontology annotation, cellular component: focal adhesion; sarcolemma; caveola. The record is from RefSeq and is a predicted model, not a curated record.